Saccostrea cuccullata (small rock oyster) is the source of this 1587-nucleotide messenger RNA. Its product is annotated as sigma non-opioid intracellular receptor 1-like. The record is from RefSeq and is a predicted model, not a curated record. The transcript is spliced from 4 exons. Gene Ontology annotation, cellular component: endoplasmic reticulum. NCBI's taxonomy places the organism in Eukaryota, Metazoa, Mollusca, Bivalvia, Ostreida, Ostreidae. The coding region runs from base 46 to 735 and encodes 229 amino acids.
AAAAAGAAGGUACAAAGAACCUACAACGUAAACAAAACCCAAAAAAUGUGGUGUUGCAGCGUUAGUUGUCUACACUCGACUGUAAAAUGGGUUCUGUUGUUAUGUUUCUUAAUUUUCUGCAUCCAGUACUGGUUAAACAAAAAGGAACAUUUAACAAGCGGUGACGAAGUAGCUGUUUUGGUUAAAAAAUAUGCAGGUUUGAAACCAAAGGUAGCUUUUGAGAAGAUUGGUACAGUGUUGCGUAGAAUGUAUCCUGGACACAUCCUACCAGAGGAGGACAUGCAGUGGAUAUUUAUGAAUGCUGGUGGAUGGAUGGGCAGCAUGUGCCUGCUGCAUGCUUCUUUGACUGAGUAUAUCUUGUUCUUUGGUACAGCUGUGGAGACGUCAGGUCACUCAGGUCGAUACUGGGCAAACAUUUCCGAUACCCUGAUUUCGGGGUCAAUGAAGCAAUGGAGGGAGGGAGAGUUAGAGGCUCACGACUACAAUGCUGGUGACGUUGUGCCCCACCCAAUGGGAAAUGUAACAGCAGUCUUCUUCACUGCUGACACCUGGAUGGUUGAGUAUGGCAGAGGAUUUAUACCAUCAACACUCACAUUUGCCCUCGCAGACACCUUCUUUAGCACCACAGACUUUGUGACAUUGUUUUACAUUUUAAGAGUGUAUGCCAAAGCAUUAUUUUUAGAAAUGAAUGCCUCUAUGGAUGAAUGGAGAGAGUAUGUAAAAGAGAAUUUGUAAUUUGAGUGUUAACUCAGUUUACCGAUAAGGGACCAAAUUUGAGACAUUCUUUACCUUUGAAGAAACAAACUCAGGUAUGCAGAUGAUAAAAGCUGCAUAUAGUUUUUCAGUCAAGAAAAUAAGGGUUGAUUCUUUAAGAUAAUGGAACAAAAACUUUUAAGACUAGUCAAGAAUAUUUCUGUUCAUUAUAGUAAAUGAUAUUUACACUUUGAUGUUUGUUCAUUCAUUUUUGAAUGCCCACCACCUUACAUUCCAUAAUGCCCUGUUUUGUUAAAUCAUUUAAUCAAACAACUUUAUGUUUAAGAUCAGAGUAAUAUAACAAUUCGCUGGGAUUUCAGUCGCAUUCUAGGGAUUAAUUAAUAUUAAGUUCAUCAUAGAGUAAAUUAACCUAAUUACAUUAUCAAGUAUCUAAAUGUCAGCAUAAUGAGAAUUGUCUGAUGGAACUGUCAAAUACUAUUUUGUUUGCAAUGAUGAUAAACUCCGUAGAUUUAUUUUACAGAGAGAGAGAGAGAAAAGGGGGAGGAGGGAGAGAGAGAAUGUAUCAUAGCAAAGAAAUUGCAAUGCUUUGUUUGACAUUUAUUUUCUUUAAACAUUUCUUGUUUUAUACUUUUGUACAAGAUUUUUCGGGUAAAACACACUAGGUUUGCUUUAUGUACUAGUAUAUAAUAUUUUGGCACUAAAUAUGUAAAGUUUUGAUUGUUGUUUACAUGAAUUUGCUACUGAGUACACGUAGUCUGUUGUGAUAUGUUGAAUGCAAAUUAAUUUGUGUGGAAGGACCCUUUUCAGCUUGUUUCAGCACUCUGUUUCUUUCUUAUAGUGUAAUAUAAAUCAAAUAAAAAAGAAUUCCACAAA